Messenger RNA from Hyposmocoma kahamanoa, 718 nucleotides. RefSeq names its product mitochondrial import inner membrane translocase subunit Tim13-like. NCBI's taxonomy places the organism in Eukaryota, Metazoa, Arthropoda, Insecta, Lepidoptera, Cosmopterigidae. The transcript has a single exon. The record is from RefSeq and is a predicted model, not a curated record. The coding region runs from base 63 to 335 and encodes 90 amino acids.
AGUUUUUUAAAAAUAUUUAAUUAUUGUAUUGCAAUAAAUUAGAAACCUAUUACAAUUGAAACAUGGAUACUUUAUCGACGGGUUCGUUGAGCGGCACACAAAAGGAGGAGUUGAUGGACCAGGUGAAACAGCAGAUUGCCAUCGCAAACGCACAAGAGCUCCUUACGAAGAUGUCAGAGAAAUGCUUCAAAAAGUGCAUCAAUAAGCCGGGGACCGCGUUGGACAAUUCCGAACAGAAAUGUAUAGCGAUGUGUAUGGACAGAUAUAUGGACGCAUGGAACCUGGUGUCGCGGACGUAUAGCAGUCGGAUCCAGCGAGAAAGAAACAAUAUGUGAUCUUCGCGGGUGAUUUAAGUUGCAUUAAUGUAAAUAUAGAUGACAUAGUAGUACAGCAUGUUUCAGAUUGUGCAUUGGAGUCGCUGUAACAGUUUUGUUAAUGUGUUCAAUAAAAUGUAUUUUAGGUUUGUUGCUUGUUUCACUUAAGUGUUGUUACAUAAGAUUGUACAUGUAUUGCAGCAUCGGAUGCGUUUAUCAGCUACAGUGAUACAUAGAAAUUAUUCCAAUCUAGUUUGAAAGUAACUACAACAUAGUUAUAUAUUGUUAAGAAAUAUAGAGAUUAUAAAACUUGUUUCGAAGUACAAGAACAAAUGUAAAAUAUAAUAUUGGAACAUGGCGAGUGUUAAAAUUACUUUUCUCGACUGAUUUCUAGAGAUUGUAAC